UUUUAGAUGAAUUCAAUUUUGUUCUCGUUGAUCUUUUGGAACAGUAGUUUUGAAUAUGUAGGUAUCUUUAGAUUCGAAAAGUAGGUGAAAGAGAAGGAUAGAAAGGUAGCGUGUAAAUGGAUUCUAUCUAUGAAUUACAUUAUAAUGAAAACAUGGAAAUCAGUACUACCUGAUUUUCCUCUCUAAAAAGGAAUGAAUGCCUACACCAGGAGUGUAAGUAGUGCCUACCUGCCUACCUAUGUACUUGUCGGUAUUUGCCUACUUAUGGAUAUUGGUAUAUACCAGAUUUGGAAGUCGUUAGCCCUUGUCGUACGAGACCAGCAAGUUGUUCUACAGCAGCAUGGACACCGUCGAUGAUGGGGAUCUCUGGACCCACGGCUUCUUGGAUAGAAUCACGGAUGGCCGCCAAAGCGGCGCCUCCCAAGCAAAUGGAGUCGGCACCGUGGUCGCGGACGAGCUCCUGUGCGCGUUGUACUAGAAGAGAUUUUCGUUCUUCUGGAUCCAUGUUGGAAAGUUGAAGCACAGUACGUCCGGUGGAAGCAAUGGCUGCGAUACGAGAACGUUGCAAGCCAAAGGAUUGAAACAAUUCGUACAGCAGACAUUCGGAUCGAAAAGUACUGGUAAGGACGCCAACCUUUUGGCCAACGGUUAGAGCAGCCAAGGCCGAGGCUUGAACGAUGCCCAUGCAAGGUAGCUGGUACGAUUCGCGGACCAUGUCGACGAGCGGUGUAGGGGAGUAGCAAGCCACGACGACGGCAUCAAUUCCUUCUAGGAUUUCCGGCGUAAGAGACUGAAAGACCAAGGAAGCUGUAAGGGUGGCCUCUGUGAUCGAGUCAAUGACAGCUGCUCCAGGAGCUGGACAGGUAAAGAAGCGCAAUGUGACAUCUGGGGCAACCAAUUUGGGCAAUUUCUCCUGAAGAGAAUUGGUAAUGAAGUGAGAAGAGUUUGGAUUAAUUACUAGUACAGUGGGCAUCUUGAGACUUGAAUGUCAAUGUCGACAAAAAGAGAUGAGGCGACUCGUAAAGCAGAAGGGGAAAGAGAAGGAGAAAGGGAGAUUGUAUACGAUUCCAAAAAAGACGGCUUUCAAACAAAUUGACGUCUGGAAAUUUGGAGGAACACGAAAAUUGGUAUUGUCUUUUUUUCCUACGACAACACACACACACUCACACUCACACCAGUAACAAGAAUACUACACGCAACAAUUCGCGAUCCAGAAAAAUCAGCGAGCGAUACUCAACCACGAAAUCAAAAGACAGAAAUAAAGAAAAAAUCAAAAAAAUAGAAGCGAACAACAAAAGGAACGAUGUAAGUACUUUUUCAACAAACUGAAACCACCAAGCUACAAAGUACCACAAAAAAAAAGAAAGAAAGAGAGAAUAAAAGAAAAGAAAAGAGAUAAUUAAAAAAAAAUCAAUAAAACUACCACCAAAACGAAUCUCUCUUAGAGUCCGGUUUGUCGAAAAUUAGGAUACGGACCUCCAAGGAAGAUCAAUCUUUCGUGUUUACGAUGUCAUCUCAAUGUCUUGUCUUAUCAAUGGCAAAAACAAAGAAACAGAAUCAUGGUCCAUGAUAAGCAAAAGAAUCCUCAAUUGUAGCCGCCAUGCUUUGAAUCGAAAUAUAUAUAUACGGCGAAUUUUGCUUGUUGGUUUGGUCUUACCAAUUUUCAUGGUUCUUCUUUAUUCUUUCUUAUAAUUCUUUGUUGAUUAACAGUAUAAUUUUGCGUUCCAUUGCAAUUAUUUCCUAUACUUUCAAUACUACAACUACUGCUACUGUCAUUGCUUCAUUGCUACUUAGUACUUGUGCUCUUAUACGAACGUCUGCUUUUGUUUGUUAGUGUUAAAUAUGAUCGAAACGAAAACAACUACUACCACCACCAACGCUGCUCCUAUGACAUUUCCGGUACAAAUCACAGCUUCCAAUGCCUUUGAGCCUUACAUAACGUCUCAUGGCUUACGCAUUUCUCCUGCUCCUUUGCCUUCUCACAAUACCGAUGUCUCCUUUGGUGCCGUCAUUGAAGGCAUUGACCUGCGCGAAAUUACCAAAGAACAAUUCCAAGAGAUACGCACGGCCGUCUUUGAGCAUCAAGUCGUUUGUUUUCCCAAUCAACACAACUUGCCUCCUCAGACUCAGUACGAAAUCACCCAUGGGUUUGAUCCCGAAAGUUCCACAUACGGUCAUGGGAAUAGUUCCAACAAGCAAAAGAAUAGCAUUCUUCACCCAGAUCUUCACACCGUCCCCGCUGUACCACAAGUCCAAUUGAUCGGCCAUGGUGUCAUUCAAAAUCAUUACGGUUUACCUGAAGCCCGUCUCAAACAUCCUCACCAUCGUAGCUUCCACCGUGAUCCCAUAUCUGUUGAAGAAGAGCAUGAAAAACAAGUUACUCGUUUUUAUCGAUGGCACAUUGAUGCCGCUCUUUAUGACUACAAUCCUCCUGUCGUAACCACGCUUUCUGCCAUCUCAGUCCCUCGGGGCACUCAAACUCUGCGCUAUGACGAUAAGUCUGGCCAUGAGAUGCCUGUCCCCCUUGGAUCAACUGCCUUUGCCUCUGGUUACAAGAUGUUUGAUUUACUUUCCGACGAGCAAAAAAAAACUUCCGCUCGUACUCGUGUUCAAUAUUUCCCACACGCAUAUGUCGCUAUCAACAAGGCUCGUGCGUUGCCCAAUGGCCUGAGUAUGUAUUCUGAAGGCUUGGAAGUCCCUAAGGACAAAUUGCCGGACUGGGAAGAGAGCAAAAUCAAGACUUUCCCGCUUCUUUGGAAGAAUCCUGUUACUGGUAAAUUUGCCCUUCAAACUCAUGGCUGUUGUGCUGAAAAGAUUUACAUUGACCAUCCAGAUGGAUCUACCACUGUCAUUGAUGACCUUGCCAAAGUUCGCGAAAUCCUCUAUAAUUAUCAACGUCCCGGCAUCAAUCCCGAGCGCGUUUAUUGCCAUGACUGGAAAGAGGGUGAUUUCGUAAUUUUCAAUAAUCGCGGUCUCAUCCAUUGUAUUACGGGUGCGUAUAAUGAUAACCAAACACGAGUCUUCCAUCAAUGCAAUUUGGCUGCUUCUCAUCCUCCUUUAGGACCUACCGCCGAAGAAAUAGCUUCCAUAUGAGCCCGCUAUUCGUACGUAGAUUUUUAAUUGCUAAACCAGUUCUCGACCGUUACGAGAAGUAAUCAUAAUUUGUCUUGAGGGCUACACAUUAGUCUUGCUCUUUUUUCUUUUGUUGCAUAUGUUCAUACCGUUUUUUUCGUCAACAACGGAUUAUCAGGUAUCCCUCUCUUUUAUUCAGCACCUCUAGUAUCUAAUGUUUUUGAAGUUUCUAUGUUAAAAAUAUCACAAACUUUACGAUUGAGUUAUACUUGUCCACCAACUCUUCUUUCUU
Schizosaccharomyces octosporus yFS286 is the source of this 3364-nucleotide messenger RNA. RefSeq names its product sulfonate dioxygenase. The transcript has a single exon. NCBI's taxonomy places the organism in Eukaryota, Fungi, Ascomycota, Schizosaccharomycetes, Schizosaccharomycetales, Schizosaccharomycetaceae. The coding region runs from base 1843 to 3093 and encodes 416 amino acids. The record is from RefSeq and is a predicted model, not a curated record. Gene Ontology annotation, molecular function: oxidoreductase activity.